Molecule: messenger RNA, 1056 nt
Organism: Colletotrichum graminicola M1.001
Lineage: Eukaryota; Fungi; Ascomycota; Sordariomycetes; Glomerellales; Glomerellaceae
Exons: 3
Coding region: 1-1056 (351 amino acids)
Source: RefSeq, a predicted model, not a curated record
AUGAAGCUCCUCACACUCGGCAUCGUCCUGGCUUCGACCAUUGUUAGCGUCAGCAGUCUUCCGACUGAUACUGACAGCAGGGCUGUCGGCUUCCAAAACAACCAUGACCAGCAAUUGGAGGAUCGUGAAGAGCGCAAGGGUGUUCGCGACAUCUUCGUUCCCUCCUUUGCCGGCGUCGAUACCACUACUGGCGUGCUCGCGGACCACCAGAGAGGCGAUGGCGCAGUUCCCCUCCGUGCCCGGCAGCUCCUGAAGAAAAACGCCAAGGGAAAGGCUGCCGGGGGCAAAGCAGCUCAGGGAAAGGCUGCCCGGGGGAAGGCUGCCGGGGGCAAAGCAGCUCAGGGAAAGGCUGCCCGGGGGAAGGCUGCCGGGGGCAAAGCAGCUCAGGGAAAGGCCGCUAAGGGCAAGGCCGCAGCUCCCGCAAAGGCCAAGGGCAAGGCCGCCACUCCCGCCAACGGUGCUGCUAAGAAGAAGGCCGCCGCUCCCGCCACACCAGCUGCUGGCGGUGCUGCCAAGGGCAAGGGUGCUGCCGGCGCUGCUCCCGCUGCCGGCGGUGCUGCCAAGGGCAAGGGAACCAACCCGCCUGCUGCCGCUCCUCCCGCUGGCGGUGCCCCUGCUGGCGGUGCUGCUAAGGGCAAAGGAACCAACCCACCUGCUGCCGCUCCUCCCGCUGGCGGUGCCCCUGCUGGCGGUGCUGCUAAGGGCAAAGGAACCAACCCACCUGCUGCCGCUCCUCCAGCUGGCGCUGCCGCUCCUCCAGUUGCCGCCCCUCCGGCUGCCGCCCCUCCGGCUGCUGCUCCUCCAGUUGCCGCUCCUCCAGUUGCCGCCCCUCCGGCUGCCGCCCCUCCGGUUGCUGCUCCUCCGGCUGCUGCUCCCCCGGCCGUGGUUCCUGCUAUCAUCCCUCCUGCUGCUGCUCCUCCGGCUGCUGCUCCUCCUCCGGCUACCGCUGCCUCCCCUGCGGCUCCCAACACUGCCAAGGUCCCCCUCAAGCCUGCGGAGCCAGCCGCCCGCCCCGCCCCUGUGGCACCUGCGCCGCCCGCACGCAACGCCGACUAA